This is a messenger RNA of Setaria italica (foxtail millet), 1514 nucleotides long. RefSeq names its product heavy metal-associated isoprenylated plant protein 32. Lineage: Eukaryota; Viridiplantae; Streptophyta; Magnoliopsida; Poales; Poaceae. Gene Ontology annotation, molecular function: metal ion binding. Gene Ontology annotation, biological process: regulation of defense response to fungus. The record is from RefSeq and is a predicted model, not a curated record. Bases 238 to 1194 code for a protein of 318 amino acids. The transcript has 3 exons.
GUCACGCCGCCAGCCUCUGCCCUGCCCUUGCCAGGUUAAUCACCCUGCCUCUGCUCUGGCGUCUCAACAAAAGGGAGCUGAACUGAGCUCAGUGCUGGGAGGCUCCCACUCUCUCGCCCACCACCACCCUCCUCUCCCUUAUCUCUUCCCCCCGGGCAACCUCCUGCUUCCUCUGUCCUCUGCACCUGCAACAAAGGUGGCAAGGCCUUCUCCAAGCAUCCAUAGCAGCACCCCAAGAUGUCGACGGUUGUCAUGAGAGUGGAUCUCGAGUGUGAGAAAUGCUACAAGAAGAUUAGGAAGGUCCUCUGCAAGGUCCAAGACAAGGUGAGCAUCAGGACCAUCACCUACGACGAGAAGAGCAACACGGUGACGGUGUCCGGCCCCUUCGACGGCGAGGAGGUCGCGGACCGCCUCACCCACAACGCCGGCAAGAUCAUCACCGACAUACACGUCGCCGGGGUCGGUGCCUGGGGCGGAGGCGGAGGGAAGCAGAAGCACGGUGCCCCCGCAGCCGCCGCCGCCAAGGCGCCCAAGCCCGGGAAGGGUAACGACCACGGUCAUGGCCAUGGCCACGGGCACGGGAACGCCCAGGGCAAGGGCCACGGCGGGCACGGCGGUGGAGGCCACGGCGGGCAUGGCGGUGGAGGCCACGGCGGCGGCAAGGCGAAGCCGGAGAAGAAGCACGUCAAGUUCGACGACGACGACGACCUGGACGACGACGACUUCGACGAUUUCGACUUCGACAUGGGCAAGCCGGCGGGCGGUGGCGGGCACGCGCACCACGGUCACGGGCACGGCCACGGCCACGGCGGCGGCGGCAAGCCGAAGAUCAUCACCACCAACACCCCCGUGGCGGCGCGUCUCGAGGCGCCCCGCACCGGCCCGUCGAUGUCGAUGGCCGCGGCGGCGCCCGUGCGGAUGCCGGGGAUGAUGCCGCCGAUGAUGCCGCAGCACCAGCAUCAGCCGCAGGCGCAGGCGCAGGCCGCGCCGUCCAUCUGGCCGGCGCCCGCCCCCGAGUGGGGCUACAGCGCGCAGCCGUACGGCGGCCCGCCCGCCGGCGGGUACUACGGCGGCGGCGGGCCCGCGGCGUACGGCCACGCCGCGUACGCGCCGUACGGCGGCUACGGCAGGAGCCCGUACGGGCAGCAGCAGUACUACGAGGAGGAGCCCAGCGCCGGGUGCAGCGUCAUGUGAUCGUAGCUUUGCGCGUGGAAUUUUAUUCAGCUGGGUGCAUGAUGCCUUUUCGUCUCGGAAAUAUACGAAGAUCUGCAGCUUCGUCGUGUUGUUCAUUGUAAAAUUCCUAGUAGAAUAUGUUAGGAUGUACCGUAUUUUUCACUUCCUUUUGCUUUGGUUCAUGGUGUUGUGUUGUGUUGGUAUAUGAGUACUGCUCUCUUUUGUAUUUUGGAGGGAUUAAAGUGAGUAGACGUGUGAGUGUAGGAUGAAGCGCCCCGUCGAAUGUAAAGCUGAACAAAUCGUAUAUAUGCUAUGCUUGUGUCCGUGUUUUUAUGUAUUUA